AUGCAUUCGUUCUUGUCCAAGGUUUUUGGACGGAAGAAAGAUGACAGGGAUGCCUCACCUCCGAUGCUAGCCCCCGGCGAACUUCUUGACGGAAAAUUCGAAGCAGUGUCACCUAAUGUGUCGCCCAGCGCCACCCACUUUUUGGAGCUCGAUCAGAAGGCCAACGGGAAAGAUAAGGAACGAGGGAGGGACGCGGCACUUCCGCUUUUCAAGGCGAACAAAUCGCGUCCUUCGUCGCCGGAGGUCAACACCAGGAAGCUCGAUACACUACCCCAUCUCUCCUUGAACUUUGCAGACCUCAAGGCCCAGUCUGCGUAUUUCUUCGACACCGACCCCGAUGCCCACAUCCUUCUCACGGAUGCAGUCAUCGGACAGCGACGUCUCAACCCGAUGGAGGCGCUCGUGCUCAUCCGGGCAUGCUCUCAGGCUAUCGUGGCGCGAGGACUUGAAACACUUGGCAUCAUGCAUCCGCACUGGUAUUCUGCAUCACCCGACAUCCAACGGCGACUCAUUUCGCAAUUCAUACACUCGCUGGAUGCACACAGUCCGGAAACAGCCCUCUCUGCCGUGUCGCCUUCUCCCAUCUCUAAUUUCGAGUCCGAGCUCAACUUUACACGUGAUCCUCACGAUGUCGCGGCCGUCCUCCGAUGGGGUCUACGCCACGUCCAGUUGGAGGGUGACAGUUUUGGAACAGACGAUGGAUGGUACAAGGCGUUUCUGGACGCUGAAGCCGCCGCCGACUAUCCUCCGAAGGCCUUUUCGGAGAUACUCGCACCGAAGCUCCCGCCAGCCCACCUCGAGUUGCUUACGGCGACUUUGGAGAUUAUCUCAUCGCUUGCACCACUCGCAGAGGCGAAUAGCACGUCAGGGAGCAAGCUUUCCAAGAUUUUCGGACUCUGGCUGCUAACAGCUCGACAUGUUGAGGAGAAGGAUGAUUGGAAGACGUUCUAUGCGCGUUGGGAGCGUACUGGUCGCAUGUUGGAGCACUUGUUUUUAUGUCGAAUUCGCGACGAAUCAACAGAUCAACGCAUGCCUAUCCGUCUUCUCGAACUUGUUCGCAAGUAUCCUUACACACAAGGUCUAUCGCCUCCGACCACAGACCUUCAACUUCUCCCACGCCCUCGUUUUACAACGAGCAUUCAUGACGCUCUCUUCGUCCGUAUUGAGAUUGAACUGGCAUCUUUCAAACGCAAGCCCAAGACGAAAGUUCAUCCAGUCGAUCUUCUUGCUGAUGCCUUCUCCACGAAGGUCGAGGAAGGCGAAUAUGCAGAGGUCUGGGCUAAGGUCAUAGCCGCUUCCAAGGGUGGCGAUCAUCCUUCCUCGCUGAGCAAUAUUUUUGCGGAUGAGACCAUCCGGUUCCUUUCUCUCGUUCCGGAUAAGAGAAAGGAGAAAGAUGAGGUGAAAUCGCCUACCUUCAGCCUUCUUCCUUCUUCUGCGUCUCCGCGCCAACGUUCGUUCUCUGUGACCGAGACUGACAAGUCCGCUCCAAUAGCAACUCAACACACGAAGCCUGCUACCGAUCCUACUCCAAUUACACCAAUAUCUCCUCUGGCCAUUGGAAGUGACUGGGCACAGUUCUCCACCUCGGGAUUCAUCGAUGUUAGCCCUGCUAUUCCUCCUCUUGCGUCAACACUCUUUGAUACCGAUCUCGAGAAGACGGCGCCUCCAGACCCACCUGUGCCACUCUUGAGAACCUUAUCUCGACGAUCCAGCAAGCGGGCCAAAGCACCGGCCGUUGAACCUGCGUCUCUACCCCGCAAGAGCACUGAGUCCUCUACAACUGCUGCGCAGGUUGAACCAGAUCCGCAGGUCUUGGUUAGAGCAACAAACCUCCACAUCGUGCAGCUCGAUGAGGCAUUCAUCGAUUUCUGGUCCGACGCCCUUCUCGAUCCCAUCUCGGCGGAUUCGCCCACGUUCGUCGUCUGCAAGUUCAAGUCGACGCUGGUUCCCGAGCUCACUUAUGGCCCGUCAGGAGUCGAAGUCGGUCAGCUGAGGAAGACACUGAAGUGGCUCGUCUUAGAGCAGGUGUACACUCUCCGCCCCCCGCCGCCUCCUCCCCCUGUGGUGAUACCCGAGACGCCGGUCCGCGAGACCGCCAGGCCUUCGUCGCCUGCACAAUCGACCUCAGGGAAGAGGAGGUUUAAUUUCUGGAAUUCGAUCUCGAGGACAGCGUCUAGUUCAUCAGAUGCCUCGCUCAAAGGGAAGAAGACACCCAAGUCGCAGAACGUGAAGGUUGGAGAGAUGGGCGAGUUGAUCGAGGAGGAGGAUGUGAAACCUGCGAAGGGACGUAAAUCGCUGGACUCGUCGAGAAAGGAUAAGGGCAAGGCGAAGGAGGAAGAUUCGAAGCCCAAGGAGGUUAAGCCUAAGGACGAAGUCAAGGUCAAGCCUGAGGAGAAGACCGUGCCUAAGGAGGAGCAAAUUAAGGACGGCGUUAGCACCGCUGCCGUUGCAGCGAUUGCAACUGGUGCCGUUGCUGCCGGAGCGGCCGCUGCCGUGUUGUCGUCCGAAGGGCCCGAAGUCGUGAAGACGGAGGAAGCCGAGGUUGAGAAGGUCGUCGAGGGCGAUGAGGUCAAGCCGGAGACUGUUGCUGAAGUUGUAACGACCGCCGACGGCACGCCCGCUCAGGAGCCUGCCGUGAAUGAAGCAGACAAGGCACCAGUUGAGGAAGUCGCGCCGACGCCGGAGGCUGCUGUUGAAGCCGAAGUACCAGUCGAGGACGCGAAGCCUGCUCCAGAGGUACCUCAACCUGUUGAAGCUGAAGCUGUGGUGCCAGUCGAAGAUGCCAAGCCUGCGUCCGAGGUCGCUCCUCCCGAAGCUGAAGCACUGCCAGUCAAAGAAAUCAAGCCUCUCGCUGAAGCUAUUUCAGUCGAUGAAGUUAAGGAAACCUCCGAGGCUCUUGUCAUCGUCGAGGCCUCAGCGCAAGAGGAGAAGCCAGCAGGUGAGAUCCCUGUCGAAGAAGACGCGCCGGCCUCGAUCCCCACACAGCUUCAAGAGGCCAUCGACUCUGACCACAUUGUUCCGGAAUCGACAGUCGAAGAAACGCCUGCAGUGGUCGGGGAAGCCACUCCUGCUGCUAUUCAAGAGGCUCCAGCUUCUGUCGACGCUGAGACCAAAGAUGCCGAGCCUGCUGUUAUUCCAGAGACCUCCACUCUCGAAGAGGCGUUUGUUCCAGCUGCGGUUGAAGUCACAGUAGUCGAAGAGGUUGCUGUUGUCCCACAGAUUGCUCGUGAAGCAUCUGCCGAUGCACCCACUCCGGUUGAAGAACCUGCUGCUGCUCGUCUUGCUGAAGAGAUUUUUGCUCCUGUUGAGGCAGAGAUCGAACCCGUCGAAUCAACAGUUGCUGCUCCCGCGAUGGCUGAAGCGCCAAUCGAAAUACCUUCUGUGAUCGAAGAGGCCGCCGGCGCCGUUCCUCCUGUGGUAGAAGAGACUUCAACAACCGUUGAGACAAAAGUCGAAGCACCUGCACAAGAAGUUGAGGCUAUACCUGUGGUGGCAGCUGAGGAAGACGUGCCCAUUCCUGCUGUUGAAGAGGCUCAACCUGAAGCCCAACCAGCUGCCGAAGCACCAGCUCCGGAGGCUGCCGUAGUCAGAGAGGAAGUCAGCCUUGUUAAGACUGAAGAGGACAUUAUUCCCUCUGUCGUGGAAGAAUCACCUACAGCGCUGAUCGAUAGUACGCCGACCCCCGAACCCGAAGUCAAGGAAGUAACUGAAGUUGGGGCAGACGUAGCGCCCGUAGUCGCAGAAGAAGUUGUAGAGGAAGUCGCUCCUGCGAUUGAGGAGGCUACCCAAGUUGAACCUCAACCUCAACCUGCUCCCAUCAUUGAAAUACCGGCUAUUGAUGCUACCAUCGCGGAGGUCGCUGCUCCUCCUGAGGCCGAACUCAACGUUGACAACAUUGUUCCUGCGAGCGCUUCCGUCCCUGAGCCAGCAGCAACAUCUAAAUCGGUCGCUAUAUCCGAGGUGAAAGGUCCAGACGAGCAGGAGGCCGACGUCAUCCCCGCUCCUGCUGACGAGGUCACAGGUACGGUCGAAACGAAAGUUGAUGAGAUUGUUGUUCCUGUCGCGUCGAUUUCCGAGGCAGAAGUCAUGCAAGCAGGUGAACCAGGGGUCGAGGGAACACCCGCUGUCGUCAAAGACGUUGGGCCUGUGCCAGCCGCUGUGGAAGAAGAGGCGCAAGUUUUCACUCAACCUGAGGAUCAAGAAGUCGCCGAAGUUCAAGCACCAGAAGCCCCUGCGCAGACGGUGGAAGCCUCUGGCAACAUCGAGGAGAAGGAACUUGUCGCGGCUCCAGCUACCGUUGAAGAAUCCCCUCCUCUGAUCAAUGAUGCCGUUGCCCCUGAAUCCAAAGCCGAAGAUGAGACUAAUGAGACGGCACCUGGCACAGUCCCUAUCGAGGAUCACGCUUCAGGUCCUGCUGUCGAAGUCUACGAUCAGGCCCCAAUCGAGCCAGUGUCCACUGAAGCACUAAUUUCUGAAGAAACUGACGCUGUCGAUGCUGAAGCGAACCUCGACGUUGUGGCACCAGAGGUUGUCGAAGUGGCAUCUCAGGUCGUUGAUGAGCCUCCUCUGACACCUGCUGUUGUCGGGGAAGAGGCGCACCUCCCCGCUGAAACUGUCCAGGAGGCCGCAUCGGAGGAAGUCGCGCAAGAUGUCAGUGCCGAAGAAGUUUCACUUCCUGUGGAUACUCAGCCUGAUGCACCCCACAAGCCUGAAGCCCCACCACCUGGAUCGACAGCGGAGGCCAUCGUUGAGUCCUCUACAAAGGCUCAGGACAUUUCUACGAUUACAGACGUCAAGCAAGAUCUAGGCGAGUCGAAUGUCCAGCCAAUUAUCGAACCAGAGGCCCCGGCUCUUGAAGUGACCCCGGAGACUGUCCCUGACGCCGCCCCAGAAACUGUCGAGGAAAAUGUUGGACCUGUUCCUACUCCUCUCCAGGAGGAAACUCAAGCAAUUACGGUGCUACAAACGGCACAGGAAGAUGUUUCCGGACUCGUAGUUGCUACUAUUGGAGAGGACGCCUUCUCUCCGACACCUCUCUCUGUUGGAGAAGCUCCCGUUCCACUGGUUCAAGAGACACACGUUAACGUUCCAGUCAGUGUCGCAACUGAGGUCCAAGAUGCGGAGAGGGAAGCCCCGCCCGCUGCGGAACAAGCGGUAGCACUCGAGCCAGAGGAUGCUGCAGACGCUGCUGUAGCCAAUGCAACCAGUGUCAAAACUGUCGAGGAGAAAACAGACGAUGCCGUGACACAAGCUCCUCAGGCAGUCGACGAACCAGAGGUUGUCUCGGCGGCUGACGCAGCACCAGUCCUUGAAGCCAAUACUGACGCAAAGGGUUUCUCGAAUGAGGUUUCCGUUCCAGAAAGCGACCAGGUUUCGGUAGCUGAGGAAGUUGUCGUUGAGGUUUCGCCAGCAGAAAAGGGAAACGGAGUGGCACCUGUAACCGUUGCUGAAGAGAAGCCUGUGGCACCUGCUGCUGCGGAGGACAUAGCAGAGGAAGGUAUACCUCUUCAACAAGAGGCACCUGCACCCUCUAAGCCAGACGCACAGAGUGUGGUCGAGGAGGCUGUUUUACAGACCAAUCUCCCUGCCGUCAACGCCGAGGCUGGCACCGACGAAAUCACACCUGAAGUCAUUGGUUCCUCACCGACCAUCGAUGAGGGUGACGCUGUUGUUCUCGCCAAUGAAGUGGAGAAAGCGGUUCCAGCUGCCGGAGCUGAACCAACAGCAGCGGACAUCACACCGGCGGGCGUCACGAUCUCUGCGAUUUCUGGAUCUCAAGGAGAUGAAGCAUCUGCGUCAACAGAAGCCCAAGCUUCAAUCCAUAGUGAAGGUGUCAUACCUGACGACACCCUCGCCGUUGAACCACAAGUUGCUGUCGAGGGUCCCUCGCAAGCUGUUGGAGAGACAGAUGCCGCAGUGCCAGAGGCUCCAGCAACAGUGAAAGAACCAACUUCACAAGAGAUAACACCCGCUACGGUCGGCACAACCACAAUUGUUGACGUCGAGCAAUCCAUUCUAGCUGAGGCUGAAGCGACCUCCCAAGAACAACCGCAAGUCAUCGAGCCAGAAAUACAAGCCAUUGCAGUCGACGAGCAUGCCACACUCACUUUACCCGAGGAAGAUGACGAGGUGGUAGAGCCCCAGCCAGAGAUCGAUGCCCAGUCGACGACCGUCGAAGAGGUUGCGCCUAACUCUGCCUCAACACGAAAGACCGAAAUCGCCUCUACGAUUUCAGCUGAGCCAGAGACAAAUGUUGCCGAGCCUGCGAUUUUGUCUGCUUCAGACGUCCAAACCCAUUCGGAAAUUGCGCCCAUCCUCGAACGGGCAGCACCAACACAGAAUGAGCCUGAAAUUGGCACUGAAGAUAGCAACAAGGCAGAUGAUCCUCAGGUUCAUCCUCCGGCGCUCGUGGAUACUCAAGCUACAGUAGAAGAAUCUGUUGUCCCUCAAGCUCAACUUCUUGACGAAGGCGCCGCCGUUGGCGAGAAAGAGAUUGCCAACGAAAUUUCAACUGGAGAACAAACUUGGCAUGCAGAAGUCACUCAGGGUCUAUCAGCUGACAUUGCUCCUGUUAAGCCAGCCAUUGCAGCAUCCUCCCAGCCUCAAAUUGUCGAUGAGCCCGCUUCACUUGUUGCGCCUGUCGUUACCUCGGAUGUAACCGCCAGCGUAGUCGAGGACCCAGCUCCUGAUGGACCUAGCGCCGCUGUUGAGAAACGCGUUGCGUGUGCAGACGUCGCAGAGCCAGCUGUCGAUGAACCUAAUGGCGACAAAUUAGUCACGGAACGCGCAGGAGUAUCGCCAGCAGAUUUAGACGUAGCACCGGCUAUUUCUGAGACGGAUACUGCAUCUACCCCUGGUCCCGAUGAAGUCACCCCUGCUGUGGAAGACCCUCAGGUUCUCGCCGACGCACCGGAGGAACCAGGUCAAGGGAUUUCCCUGAGUGGCGAGGGAAAGGAAGUCGAUCAGGAGGCGCCCGCAGUAGUUAAUGAAACAGUUGGACAACCUGCCGUACUUGAAGCUCCGGUUGCGGUCGUUGUGGGGAACGCAGUCGAGGAAACGAUGCCAGCUGCAGAGAAUCAACCCUCUCCAGCUCCUGAUGUGGCACCCGAGGUCGUUGAUGAGGCCGUUGCCGCGGUUGAGGAACAUGUUGAAGAGCCCGCAGCCGAGCCGAGCCUUCCUGCCGUCGAAAAUCCAACCGCCGCGCAGCCUAUUCCGGAACAGGGUGUGGCGACUGAAGAGCCUGCAUUGGUUGUGGAAGAGGCGGCAGUUUCAAUCGUGGCGGAGGACGCGGCGCCAAUUGUCGAUCAAAUUCAUUCUUCGCUCACGCCCCAAGAACCGACACGCGAAGAGACUGUUCCUGCAGAAACCACAAUACUAGAGGAACGGGAGUCGAGGACAACUGCCGAUAUCGCCGAACCAAUCCCGCAAGCUAUAGAGGAAUUGCCCUCAACCACGGAUGAACCUUCGCAAACUGCAGAGGAACCCUCCUCAGUCGUUCAAAUCCCUACACCCACCCCCGAGGAGGUCGAAGGGUCUCAAGAAGGCCUUGAGGAAGCAACAUCAGCCGUUGAAGAGCUCACGGAAUCUGUAGAAGACGUCGCACCGACGAACGAAACAACCAGUGCCAUUGACGACCUCUCUCCGGCUGUGCUUGAAUCAUCUACUGUUGAACCCUUGUCGUUGCCUGCGGAUAUUCCAAACCCGACUGUCGAAGAGGCACCAGCCGCCUCUGAGGCCGCUGUAAUCCUCGAACAGCCCAGCUCCGAGGUCGUUUUAACUCCUGAGGUUGUUCAUGUGGAGGUCAAGGCUGAACCUACACAAUUUGUUGAUGAAUCGAAGCCAGAGGCUGAGGAGAAUGUACCUGUAGCGACAUCAACGCCAUUGGCAGCAGCCGAGGAGUCUACCUCAGCCGUCGAAGAGCCCGCCGUCGAGGGCUUAGCUUCAGAGGUUCUCCCGACCGUUGCAGAGUCGGCUUCCGUCCUUGAAGAACCCGUUCCUGCCGUUGAAGCUCUUCCUCAGGUAAUCGAGGUUACCACAUCCGUUCCUGAUCACCCUACGUUCGCAUUCGAGACACUUGUUGGUGAAGAAGCCAACUCCCACAAACCUGAUACCUCCGUUGAGUUAGAAGGCGCUAUUACGGGCCCAGCCUCUACCACAGACGACUUGAUUCUCGCUCAAGAAGAUUCCCCAGUACCUGUGGCGGAACCUGAAGCCGUAGCUGUCGGAGAACCUGCUGUUGCGGAAGAAACCCCGACCCACGACGAUCCAAAUCCUGCCCAUGAACAGACAGUCUCCGAGGAUCCUACCACAGUCGAGCAGUCAACGACGACGCCGGAACCGCAGGUCAAAGCAGAGCCAGCACCAGUGCAAGAGACACUAGUUCAGGAGCGAACGGCGAAACUAACAGAGGAGACAGCACUUGUCAUCCCCACAGCAGAUGCGGCUUCAUCAAAGGACGAAAUUGCUGUAAAUGAGCCCGUCGUCGCCCCGCAGUUUGAAGAGACGAAGGCUGAUGAAGAGCCCGCUACGAUUGUUGAAGAGUCGCCUGUUCUCGAAGAUAAUGAAACUCUUGGAACCAUCCCUGCAGUUAUUGAAGGUCUGGGCGAAGACGAGCCAGUUGAUGAAACGACACCAUCGCCUCAAUCCAUCGUCGUCUCCAGCGAACCUCGCAUCGAACCUGUCUCUAUCCCAUCUGACGACUCGGCGGACCACCUUGUCGACCUUCCUCCAGUGCCCGUUAUCGCAGCGACUCCGGUCGUUCUUAAGGAAUCAAUCAUCCUCCCUUUUCCUGAGCCUUCUUCACCCGAGGCAUCAUCCGAGCCUGCUCCUUCCAAUGAAUCAGUCGCCGCGAAAGACAACGGCCUCCCAUCAGCGCCAGAAUCUGUCGUACUUUCUGGUUCGACGCCUGGCCCUGAGGUUGCUUUGAGCACCAGCAAGCCCGCCGCCCUCGAGAAGACUCUCGACGAGCUCGAUUCUAGCUUCAGUGGAACGGAGAUCUCGAACGGCAAUGGACAUCAUGUCUCCUCUGGGGAUAGUAAAGCUGCAAUUGCGGAGGGCGCUCAAGCCCCUACUGCGACCAAUGGUCAAGCUGCUGUUGAGGACGCCCCCGUCUUUCUUGACUCCGCGGUCCCUGAAUCCGUCGAAGACGUUGAUGUUCCAGCCAAUGGCAAUGAAUAUCGCACAACAGCGACGGAAACGCUCAUCGCUCCCGAAGUCGCCACAGACCCUGAGACCGCCGAGAAGAAUGACUGA
Molecule: messenger RNA, 9252 nt
Organism: Cyclocybe aegerita
Lineage: Eukaryota; Fungi; Basidiomycota; Agaricomycetes; Agaricales; Hemipholiotaceae
Source: the annotation of a GenBank genome assembly